CUGCUUCGUCUCCUUCCAGUUGUCGUCGUGUUCUUCCACUGCAUUUUCGUCUGCAUCUUCAUCUGCAUCUGUUGUCGGGAAAGCCAAGCAACGGGAUUCGUCCUCUGCCAGGAAGAGAAACACGCUAGCCCAGGGCCACGGCCAUGCGGUCCCUGGUCCUCUCCCCUGUGCUCUUGGCCACGGCUGUUGUCCACGCCUUGCCGGAGCUCUCCAUUGUGAAGAGAGACCGCCAAACCAAUGGCCGGACAGACCUCUUCGCGAGAAGCAUACCAGCACCUCCACAAUUACUGCGGCGACAGGAUGGCACCGUCGGCAGCAACAUCUUCGAUGUCCUGUCCUGGAGCUCGGGGGGUGCCUACUAUACCAAUGUAACGGUCGGCACGCCUCCACAGCUCCAAACGGUCAUCCUCGAUACCGGCUCCUCCGAUCUCUACUUCGACGCUUCGAGCGCAACCACGUGUGAGAACCCUCCAUCCGCCACACAGGCUUGUGAGGGAGGCACAUUCGAUCUCACCCAGUCGAACACCUACCAGGAGGUACACCCGGCGCCCUCGUUCAACACCUCUUUCGGUGACGGCUCUAGCGCAUCGGGGCCAUAUGGGUCGGACGUCAUUGGGAUAGGAGAUGUGCAGAUAUCGCCUGUGCAGUUUGGAGUCGCGACGACCGUGCAGAGCACUACCGGAUAUGCGAUUGGCCUGAUGGGCUUGGGAUACAGCAGCAAUGAAGCGGUCACGAGUGCACGCUAUUUCUACCAAAAUAUGCCAGAAGUGCUGAAGGAUUCGGGAGAGAUCAACUCUCGGCUGUAUUCGUUGUUCCUGAACGAUGCAGGCGCCGAGUCCGGUACCAUUCUCUUCGGCGGCAUUGACAGAUCCAAGUAUACGGGAACACUGGCCACUGUCAACUUUCUCUCGCAGUACUACGAAGGCGAGAAUGCCGGCCUGAACUUCAUCACUACCGUCACGGCUGCCUCUGUCAUGUCUGACGGGCAAGAGACAGAGUUGUGGAGUGGUGGCAGCGAUGGAAUCGACGCAUACAACCGAAACGAUGUGGCUCUGCCGGUAUUGCUCGACAGCGGAAGCACUGCCUGGCAGGUCCCAUCGAACUACUACAAUCGAUACAUUGCUCCUCAGUUUCCCUUUGUGGACCGCAGCGGGGCGUGUUCCUGCGAAUAUGCCAGUUCGGGACCUUCACUCCAGCUGGAGUUCGCGGGAAAGGUCACGAUCAAUGUGACUGCUGAUCAGUUCAUUAUUCCCGUCAUCGAUCCCCAGACCCGGGAGCCUAUCCCUUACGACCGCAAGGGAAAUAACGCCUGCGUCUUUCUCAUCCAACCGGACACCACGGGUGCACCAUUUCUCGUUCUCGGCGAUGCGAUCUUGCGAAGCAUGUACGUGGUCUACGAUCUCGACAAUGGACAAGGGUCCAUCGCCCAAGCCAACCAAAAUCCCGGUGACCCAGACGUUGUCACUGUAGAGGCUGGACCUACGGGAGUGGCUGCAGCCGUGUCUGGCGUCAAGACUGCUCCCGCCAACACCAACACUCCCCCACCUGAAGUCACGAGGACCGUAUCAUUUACAGUCGCGACAGCGGAAACCGCCAUUGCCACUGCCACGGGAAAUGCCGCCAUCCCCGAAGACGCACAAAUCAGUGCCUCACUUUCCUCUGCUGUAGCGCCCAGUGCUACUUCGUCCCAGGGUGCUGCCAAUGUAUUAGUCCCUUGCGUCGACUUUUCCAGUAUCUGGGUGGCGAGCAUCUGGACGGCCGGCAUUGCAUUGGGAGUGGGUGUGAUGAUUUGAGGGACCUUUUUUUAGGGAGUUCCACACGAUAACGACAGAAGAUACCUAUUGAUACAGUCGAUAAAAACAAAGUCAUGAUUGCAUAGUGUAUAUAUGGAUGUGUAGAUAGAUGUAGAUAGAAGGCGCAUCGUGAAGAUAUAUAUCUUACCUACCUGGUACCUAGAAGUUAAGACAUCUUUGGACUCAGGUACUCAAUACUCUGGACUGGUUAUACUCUGUGAACAUCGGGCAUCCUAAGGUCGUCCGUCUUCUCCGCACAUUUCUUUCGGAGAGAG
Sphaerulina musiva SO2202 is the source of this 2068-nucleotide messenger RNA. Its product is annotated as acid protease. The coding region runs from base 144 to 1793 and encodes 549 amino acids. NCBI's taxonomy places the organism in Eukaryota, Fungi, Ascomycota, Dothideomycetes, Mycosphaerellales, Mycosphaerellaceae. The transcript is spliced from 4 exons. Gene Ontology annotation, molecular function: aspartic-type endopeptidase activity. Gene Ontology annotation, biological process: proteolysis. The record is from RefSeq and is a predicted model, not a curated record.